AUGUGGGUGUCUGUAGCCACAGAAGGACAGUUGCCAUUUCGACGAAACUGGGUCACUCCUCCGUCGGUCGGUCCGUUCAAACCCACCGACAGACGACGACGAAUGGCGUCGAUGCGAAGUGUUGUGGACGAGAUGACGCCGUCGUAUGGUGCACUACGCUAUCCGGGAUGCUCGACGAUCGUUCCGUUUCGAAACGUUCGGCCGUCGAUGGGCCAAUGUGCAACGAUGACAGCCGCGUCAUCUGUUGCUGACCGUAUCGCGGAAAAAAUAUCCGAUUCGUCAUAA
Molecule: messenger RNA, 285 nt
Organism: Soboliphyme baturini
Lineage: Eukaryota; Metazoa; Nematoda; Enoplea; Dioctophymatida; Soboliphymatidae
Source: the annotation of a GenBank genome assembly